Emiliania huxleyi CCMP1516 is the source of this 1269-nucleotide messenger RNA. RefSeq lists its product as hypothetical. The record is from RefSeq and is a predicted model, not a curated record. Gene Ontology annotation, molecular function: protein serine/threonine kinase activity; ATP binding. Gene Ontology annotation, cellular component: cytoplasm. Gene Ontology annotation, biological process: protein phosphorylation. The coding region runs from base 1 to 1269 and encodes 422 amino acids. The transcript has 6 exons. Lineage: Eukaryota; Haptophyta; Isochrysidales; Noelaerhabdaceae.
AUGCGCAUGGAGCGAGACUGGACGGUGCACGACGGAAACGCCUUCGCUCAACAUAUCGCCGAGCAGCGGCGAGCGCGGGCCAGGCCACAUCCGGGCAGCGGCAAGAAGGACUGGCGGAAGCGUGCGCAGGACUGGGCGUGGGCACCGGGCAACGACCCAACGGCCGCCGCUUCGUCGGACCGCUCUUCCUGGUCGGUGCACGACGGCAAGAUGUUUGCCAAUGCCGUGAGGACGGGCGUCGGGCGGGCGCCGAACGAGCGGCGGCUGCUGCACGGGGCCAGCCCAACGGACGCGGCCCUAGCAGAGCUGCUCGAGAGAUGGAGCGACGGGUGGGGCGCGAGCAGGCGUGAGGCCGAGCGCGACGCCGCCGCGCAAGCCGUGCGGUAUCUGCCCCCGAGCGCGCUUGCGCCAGCCGCGCGCGCGGCAGGAGACUGCAUGCUGCCGCCGCUGAGCAUGGCGGAACUGGCUUCGCCCGAGCGCGCCUCCCGGAUCGACGACUACGAGCUCCUCCGCCCCCUCGGGCUCGGCCAGUUUGCUAUCGUCUGGCGCGUGCUCGCCCUCAAGCUCACCCGGCGGCCCGUCGCCCUCGCCUCGACCCUCGCCGCUCCCGGCGAUCAGCCGCUCCGGGCCGACGGACGCGCAGACUGCCCGAGAGCACCCGAGAUUUCGCCGAUGGACGCGGAGUGCUUCCGGCUCGAGCCGCUCUACCGCGCGCACGGCUUCGCCGCCGAGGCGGGCGGCCUGCGAGGCUUCGUCGUGAUGGGCCCUCCUUUCGUCGCGGCGGCACGCUGCUGCGCGAGAUUGCUUGUCGACUUCGGCCUCUCGGUCCGCCUCGAGGGCCUCGGGGCCGAAGGCGGAGAGCAUGCAGGAGAGGGCGGAGGCGCGGCCGCAGCGGUGCGCACCACUUUCCAGGCGGAGCAGCGCGUGGGCGUCUACGAGUACAUGUCGCCAGAGGUGUUCCACUGCCGUCCGUUCGGGGCGGGCGUCGACACGUACGCCUUCGGGGUGCUGCUCUACCGCGCGCUCAAGGCGGCGCAGCCGCUCCCGCCCUUGGCGCAGCUCUGGAGCUACCUUGCCGAGGCGCCCUUUGCGUGGACGGGCGCAGACUGCUUCUUCGCCAGGUUCGCCACGCCCGCCCUCUCGCCGCACUGGCCGGCUGCCCUCUCCGAGCUGGUGAGCCGCUGCACGAAGCCGGACGAGGAGGAGAGGCCCUCCAUGCGGCAGAGCCUCGGCAGCGAUGCGCCCGCGCACGUGUCGGUCACUGCGUGA